This is a messenger RNA of Colius striatus (speckled mousebird), 8321 nucleotides long. Its product is annotated as nuclear pore glycoprotein p62-like. The record is from RefSeq and is a predicted model, not a curated record. NCBI's taxonomy places the organism in Eukaryota, Metazoa, Chordata, Aves, Coliiformes, Coliidae. The transcript is spliced from 12 exons. Bases 51 to 1748 code for a protein of 565 amino acids. Gene Ontology annotation, cellular component: nuclear pore; nuclear pore central transport channel. Gene Ontology annotation, biological process: RNA export from nucleus; protein import into nucleus. Gene Ontology annotation, molecular function: phospholipid binding; structural constituent of nuclear pore.
GGCCGGGGCUGGGCCUGGCUCCGGGGCUGGGGCUCCGUCCCGCAGCAGCCAUGAGCUUCGGCUUCGGGUCGGGCGCGGCGGGCAGCGGCUUCGGUUUGGGCACACCGAAGACGACCGGCACCACGGCCACGACGGGCUUCUCGUUCUCCACGCCCGCCGCCUCGGGGGGCUUCAGCUUCGGCAGCACGGCCCAGACGCCGGCCAGCAGCCAGCCCUUCUCCUUCAGCAAGCCGGCCGCCGCCACGCAGCCCCCCAGCUUCAGCUUCGGGACGCCGACCACGGCGACUGCGGCUCCCACAACCACCGUGUUCCCUCUGGGGAUGAAUGCACCAAAGUUAAGCUUUGGAGGCAGUGCUACAACACAAGCUACUGGAAUCGCAGGGGGCUUUGCAUUUGGUAGGUCUGCACCAACCAGCGUGGCCUCGAGUCAAGCAGCAGCCCCUACUGGCUUUGUGUUUGGAUCUGCUGGCACCACCACCAGCAGCAGCAGCAGCAGCACCACCACAGCUCAGUCUGGGACAACUGGAGGAUUUACUUUUUCCAGUGGUAGCACAACUCAGGCUGGCACAAGCACCUUCAGCAUCGGCACCGCAGCUCCCCAAGCACCAUCCAGCGGGCUGACCUUUGGGACAGCAACUGCUGCCACCACUGCUGCCACCUUGGGAACUGCAACCCAGUCAGCAGCCCCCUUCAGUCUUGGUGGACAGACCACAGGUCUAAGCUUUGGAUCAUUGACUUCAACAGCAGCCACUAGUGCACCCACAGCAACGCUGACUGCCAGUACCAGCCAGGGACCUACUCUGGCCUUUGGAAGCAAACCUGGAGUAACAUCCACAGCUGCCACAACUGCAGCCACCACCACAACCUCCAUUCUUGGCACAACAGGGCCUACCCUGUUUUCAUCUAUAGUGAGUUCUUCAGCACCGACGUCGUCUACCGCCACAGGCCUCUCACUUACUGCCCCUUCCACUGGGACAGCCAGUCUUGGAUCACUUGGCUUUGGACUGAAGGUUCCUGGAACAACAGCUGGUACAACAAGCACUGCCACUAGCACUACUACUGCUUCUGGCUUUGCUUUGAAUCUUAAGCCAUUAACUACAGCUGGUGCCAUUGGAGCUGUGACUUCUGCAGCUGCCAUCACCACCACCACAGCCAGCAGUGCCCCUCCAGUGAUGACUUAUGCCCAGCUGGAGAGUGUGAUAAACAAGUGGAGCCUGGAACUGGAAGACCAAGAGAAACACUUCCUUCACCAAGCCACACAAGUGAACGCCUGGGAUCGGACGCUGAUAGAGAAUGGAGAGAAGAUUACUUCAUUACACAGAGAAGUAGAGAAAGUGAAACUUGAUCAGAAGAGACUGGAUCAGGAGCUAGACUUCAUUCUAUCACAGCAGGAAGAGCUUGAAGACUUGUUGACCCCUCUGGAGGAGUCUGUGAAGGAACAGAGUGGGACCAUCUACUUGCAGCAUGCGGAUGAAGAACGGGAGAGGACCUUUAAACUGGCUGAAAAUAUCGAUGCUCAGUUGAAGCGGAUGGCACAAGACCUGAAGGACAUCACUGAGCACCUGAACACAUCCCGAGGCCCAGCAGACACCAGCGACCCGCUUCAGCAGAUCUGUAAAAUCUUGAAUGCUCACAUGGAUUCACUGCAGUGGAUUGACCAGAACUCAGGUGUGGAAAUGGCACAGAAGUCGUGGGAGAUGAAAUGCAAAGCAGGAGAUGCACUCAACAGUGAAAACUCGAUGGUGUAGUUACUGUUGUUUCUUGUCCUGGAUUCACCCUUUACUAGUAUACCCCGGUACCAUACCCAAUCAAGAAAGGAAGUUUUCGGAAGGGAGCGCCUCCUUGUGAGGGAUUCGGGAAUUGUGCACGGGUUUGGUGUGAUGUUUGCCGCCACAGGGGGGCAUGGCAGAACAAAGCAGGACAAAGCAGGGCUCCUCUCACCAGCACGGCAUCCCUCUGCCUGCCUGCAGUGCUGUGAAAGUGCCCGCUCCCAGUACACUUCUAGAGCGAAAGCGGGCAUCCUGCUGUGUUCAAAUAGGAGUGUUGGCUUAGGGCAGGGACUGAAACAUAUGUGUGAACUUUCCCACAUUCCAAACCUGCCUUCACUGGGAAAUCUGCUGCAGCUCCUGUGGCAGCAGAAUUCUGACUUUACAGAACUUGUGUGCAAAUAGCAACCUGCUUCCUUUAGAUUUCCCUAGAAGGGAGACCCAUUUUUUCCACCCAUUCAGUACCAAAGAAGCUGCCUUAUCAGUUAACAGUGAUUCAUUGUGUUUGCUGGGAAAUGUACAACUAAAGGAAGAGUUGAGCUGUGGUUCACCUUCAAACAAGAAGGAAGCAAUAUGGCUAAGAAAUUGCAAGGUUUUAAAAGAGGUUAAUGCAUCUGCCUGCUUCUGUGGGGUUCUUGGAGAGGAGCUUCUGUUGCUGUGUGCACUUAGUGGAAAAAUGAUACCAUGUUGGGGUAAGCCUUCACACAGCCUGGGAAGGAAACAUUCCUUAACUUGUUUUUUGUCUUAGGAAACCAAAUCAAAACCCCACAAAACUAGAACUAGGACAUCUGUGCUGUAGGUGAUAUUACCAGGUUUGUCUCCUGUGGAACACCUCCAGGACUGUUUCCCAACAGCCAGUUUCUGGGCACACUCAUAUUCACAGAGUCUCAAGGGCUGGAGGGGGGCUGCAGAGUUCAUCCAGUGCAACCCCCCCAGCCAGAGCAGCAGCACCUAGAGUAGGGCACACAGGAACCAGCUGGGUUGGAAUGUCUCCAGAGAAAGAGCUUCCACAGCCCAUCUGGGCAGCCCCUGCCAGCGCUGUCUCACCUCAACAGGGAACAACUUUGUCCUUGAAAAGUGACAAACUGAAAUGUGUUGCUUCAUCUCUUACUGCCAUAUUCUGGGUUUGGCAUGCUGCACAACAUAAACCCCAGCCUGGACUGGCUGUCUCCAAGCCCCAGGCUGUAACAUCAUGCUGUGGCCCUGUUGGAGAGCCUCUGAUAAGCUUUCACAGAAUGAAAUUAGAAAUUGCCUUAGCUUGUGCCCAGGAUGUUUUGUACCUUGCCAUGACUGGUGCAUUUAAACUUGCUGAUCAGUCAGUGUCUUCUGUGUAUCCAAAGCAGAGAUGUGCAAAUAACAGCUGAUCUGUGUUGUGACUGCUAGUGCUCUGCAGCCUUUCUGUGCACUCACACCAUCCUCCUUUUUGCUGGAUAUGCAGUGUACAGCUUGUUAUGGCUGUGUGACACCUUGCCAGAAAAUGUCUGUAUACUUCUCACUGCCAGUCAGUGGGGUCUCAACCAGCUUCAGAAUUGGGCACAGAGGAACCUGCUGAGGUUCACCAAGGGCAAGGGCAGAGUCCUGCAGCUGGGGAGGAACAACCCCCUGCACCAGGCCAGGCUGGGGAUGACCUGCUGGAGAGCAGCUCCAGGAGACAGACCUGGGAGUGCUGGGUGAUAAGAAACUGCCCAUGAGCAGCAACGUGGCCUCGUGGGCAAGAAGCCAAUGGCAGCCUGGGGGCAUCCAGCAGAGUGUGGGCAGCAGGGCCAGGGAGCUUCUGCUCCCUCUCUGCUCUGCCACAUGUGCUGAGGCCUCAGCUGGAGUCCUGUGCCCAGUUGUGGGCUCCCCAGCUGCAGAGGGACAGGGAACUGCUGCAGAGAGGCCAGUGCAGGGCCACCCAGAUGCUCAGGGGACUGGAGCACCUUCCUUCUGAGGAAAGGCUGCGGGCCCUGGGGCCGUUCAGGCUGGAGAAGAGGAGACUGAGGGGGGAUCUUGUUAACAUUUAUAAAUAUCUCAAGGGUGGGUGUCAGGAGGUUGGGACAUCCCUUUGUUCUGUAGUAGCUAGUAACAGGACAAGGGGUGAUGGGAUGAAGCUGGAACAGAAAAAGUUCCAUUUAAACAUAAGAAAAAACUAUUUCCCUGUUGAGGUGAGGGAGCCCUGGCCCAGGCUGUCCAGAGGGGUUGUGGAGGCUCCUUCCUUGGAGGUCUUUGAGACCCACCUGGACAUGUUCCUGUGUGACCUGACCUAGGUGAACCUUCUUCUGCAAGGGGGUUGGACUAGAUGAUCUCUAAAGGUCCCUUCCAACCCUACCAUUCUAUGAUUCUAUGACUCUAUAACCCCAGGGCAGUGUGUGUCUGCACUUGAGCCCAUGAAAGACCCCAGCAGCUCUAUUUGGCAAAGCUGAAUGUCUAAUACUACUUACAUCACUAAUCAAGCCUUCUAAUGUCAUUGAGGUUUGGUUACUUUGUUUGCUAAGCCAGCAUCCUAAUUUGCAUAGCUGAGUUAAUGAAGCAGAUACUCCUACACCUGGAGCAAAUAUACUAGUUGCUAUUAUUGCUGAGGGAGACCAAAGGUAACAUGGUCAUCACAUUUGCCAGUAAAUGCAUGCACAAAUUGUUUUGGAUGAUGGUGUUUCCAAAUCAUUGUGUGAUCAGGCAUCAAGACCGUCAGUUGUCCCAAACUGCGUGGUCCCCCCUGUGAUCUCGAGGCUAUUCCAGGCCAUGCCUGGUCCCCACAGAUCAGAAGCAUUCCCUUUGGUAACUGCAUAGGCACAAGACUAGGCCUGGAUCUUUUUGGUGCAGUAUAAUUGCACCAAGAUGUCGUGUUCUUAUACAUGCCCAGGAUGGGAUCCACAUUCUGUCCCAAAUGUUUUGGUAUUGCUGGUAAAAUUAAACAUAACACAAAAAUCCAUCUUUAUAGAUCCCAAUAAUUCUAACUCCUGUGGCUCUGUUGUCAUUAUUGGCAACCAUGAAAUGAUCAAACCCCAGCUGUCAACUUUGCCAUUACCCCUAACUAAGGGAUUUGUUUUUAAUGCCUUUGGUACAGGCCAUUGUGCCACAUCUGAUGGAACUCCCACCAAACAGGUAGAAAAAGGAUUAUCUGGAGUGGCCAUUGAUAAACAUAUUGUAGACUGAUUGAUUGCUUUGGCCAGUGUAACCCACAUGUUGUGCUUGGGUUGUUGAAAUUGCCUAAAACCAUUUAGCACAAUCAUUUGAAACAUCAACAGUGUGACAAAAUCCAUUUUUUUUUUUACUCCUGAUCAAAAACAAUCCUUCACCAAUGAGUCUAAAACACAAAGCACCUUUUAGCUUCUCAAUGUCAAAUGUUCUGUUCUUCCAAGUUCCAUUCCUGACACCUAAACCACCUUAGAAAGUUUCCACUGUCAGAAAACCACUGUUCAUCAUCACAUUUACAGCAAAAUGCACGGCAUCACGGCCAACAGUUUUUACACUCGUUGAGGCAAGGGACUGAGGAUGGAAAGGACGAGCCCAGCGGUCCGUGAGGGCCGGGGCCGGCGGCGUCAGCGUGGUGUGUGGGGGGGGGCUCCGGAGACACCGACCGGGCGCGGGAAGCGGCUGCGCGGCGGCGGCUGCGGAUGGAAGGGGCGGAGGGAGUCUGGCUCACUCCGUGCCGGGCCCGGCGCCGGCGGCACAGUCGCUGUUACUCUCUCCUGUGUUUUCUUUGUCUCCCCUUGCGUGCCCGAUGGUGCCCAGUCUGACAUGGGGUCGUGCUCCCCCCUUCUCCUCUGAUCAUCCUGCACACCCCAAUCAGCGACAGCACCGGGCUGUGUUUCAGCGGUACAGGCCACAUGAGGCUGUGUUUCAGGGGUACAGGCCGCACCGGGCUGUGUUUCAGUGGUACGGGCCGCACCGGGCUGUGUUUCAGCGGUACGGGCCGCACCGGGCUGUGUUUCAGCGGUACGGGCUGCACCGGGCUGUGUUUCAGCAGUACGGGCCGCACCGGGCUGUGUUUCACAGGUACAGACCAGACAAAUGGGUCAGUUUUAAGUCCACCCCCCGCUUUUCUAACAAGCGAUGUAAAAGUGAGAGUGCUGCCUCCUUAUCCAUGUUGCCGGCUCCUCGUCUCACCGCAAGCUGUAGUCACUCCCCCGGGUACAGCAACCUCCGCUUGGGAUCCGGCAGGCUUCCUCCUCCGACGACUGCCUCUGCCUCCGGGUUUUCAAGUCUCAGCUCCCCGCAGGCCGGCUCUUUACCCAGUAAAACCCAGUGAGAGUCCCUGUUCGGGCGCCAUUUGCCGUGAAGUUUUUGGCUCUUGGCCUAAAAAAAACAGCUCGUGGCCUAAAAAACCAGCUCAAAGCCUGAAAAAGAAAAACAACUCCAAGCCUACUUCAUGCGGCGAUCAACCCAGGGUCCGAUUCUCAGCUGGGUGGGAAGAAAUCAAUCCUACUCAGUGUGAGUGAUAGCAGAAAUCUUCUUCCCUUUAUUGAGAGCAGGCUCUAACUUACAUACACAGCAGCUUCAAAGCUAGCUCAGCAACAGCAGCUGGUAGGUUACAUUUUCAUGUUCAUCCUGCUUGCAGUUCCUGUGAUAAGCAAGCCUCCCUUCCUGUCUUGUUUUUCCCCAAAGUUGUUAACCACCUUUAGCCGAAAACAGUCCGACCUUGAGGGAACAGAAAGCGGCCUGCUGUCUACGUGACAGCAACUGCUUUAACCAUGGCUCUGACUCUGGUCUUGAUUGUGCAUCAAAUCCAUAUAACUAGAGCCCAGGCUGCCUUGCCCCAACGGGCCCAGCAUUAUACCCCGGGAUCCAUGUCUGUGCUCCCUCAAGUUUUUCUCCACAAGCAUGGACGCUCAGCCCUGCCUGCUCCCUCUCCCAGUGCAGGCCCUGGCAGAGCCCACAGCAGGGCUGCCUGCAGUCACUCACAUGGGGCCUGGGCACAGCAGGGAGCUCUUGGGCUCAAAAAACUGUCCUUCAGAAGCUCCCAGCUCUGCUCACCUCCUUUGUCCCUCAGGGCAGUUUCCCAGGGGAUCUCAUCCACUCUCUUUAAGUUCAGGGUCCUGACUCUACCUGGCAAAUUUACCGAGGGAGCAUCAAUCCCCUCAUCCAGAUCAUUGAGAAGGGUGUUAAACAGAACAGGGCCCAGCACUGAGCCCUGAGGAACACACUGGUGACCAGCCAACAACUGGCUUUUGGAGGAGAGGAGCCUGAGGGGUGAGCUCAGGAAUGGUUACAGAUGCAUCAAGGGUGGGUGUGAGGAGGCUGGAGCCAGGCUGUGCUCAGGGAUGGCCAGUGACAGGACAAGGGGCAACAAGCUGGAACUGAAGAGGUUCCAGAGCAACACAAGGACAAAGUUGUUCCUUGUUGAGGUGUGAGAGCACUGGCAGGGGCUGCCCAGAUGGGCUGUGGAGGCUCCUUCUCUGGAGACAUUCCAACCCAGCUGGAGGAGUUCCUGAGUGCCCUGCUCUAAGUGGUGCUGCCCUGGCAGGGGGUUGCACUGGGUGAGCUUUGCAGGUUUAUUAAGGCCAAGAGCCAAAAACUUUGCGGCACGUGAGCAGCAACGUGGCCUCGUGGGCAAGAAGCCAACAGCAGCCUGGGGGCAUCCAGCAGAGUGUGGGCAGCAGGGCCAGGGAGCUUCUGCUCCCCCUCUGCUCUGCCACAUGUGCUGAGGCCUCAGCUGGAGUCCUGUGCCCAGUUGUGGGCUCCCCAGCUGCAGAGGGACAGGGAACUGCUGCAGAGAGGCCAGUGCAGGGCCACCCAGAUGCUCAGGGCACUGGAGCAUCUUCCUUCUGAGGAAAGGCUGCUGGACUUUGGACAGUUCAGCUUGGAGGAGACUGAGGGGGGACCUCGUUAAGACUUACAAGUGCUGAAAGCUGCAUGCCAAGGAGAUGAGGCAGCAGGGAGGGUUUUUCCUGUAGCGUCCAGUGACAGGACAGGGGGUAUUGAACAAAAGCUGUAACACAAACAAUUCCCCUUAAGGAAAAACUUCUUUUCUGUUGAGGUGAGGGAGCCCUGGCCCAGGCUGCCCAGGGAGGGUGUGGAGGCUCCUUCUUGGCAGGUUUCCAAACCCACUUGGACACCUUCCUGUUGUAACGGUGCAAGCAAUAUUCAUUCAAAGAUGUAGACAGGCUGGGUAAUGCACCUGCAGAGACAUACACAGCCAACACAGUGCAACCAACAGAGGGACUCAAAGCCAGCCUUCCUUGGCUGGCUACUUCCUUAUAUGCUGCUUCUGCCCAUGUGAUCACCCAGGGCCCAACUGAUUAACUUGCAGCACCUGUUUCUGAUAGUUGGAAGUAGCUUGCCAGCUGCAUUAACUUGUCCCCACCAUCUUUAUUCAAGCUGGCUGGUCCAAGUCAUAUUUGUACCUACAAAUAUUUGGUUCUGUCAUGCUGUUUGAAGAACUCUGUCCGUCCCUGGGACUUCUUGAGCUACUGCUUGAAACGUGACAGGCCAGACAUGGGGAGCACUGGUUAAGGUUUGAUGACGGAGCUUUAUUGUUUUUACCACAGCACUUUGCGUCCCUCAAACAACAGGGAACAAAUCCAGGUUUGUUGACACGAAGGGUAACAAAGAGUUUCCAGCUGUAGAAAAUGGUUC